Ceutorhynchus assimilis (cabbage seed weevil) is the source of this 610-nucleotide messenger RNA. NCBI's taxonomy places the organism in Eukaryota, Metazoa, Arthropoda, Insecta, Coleoptera, Curculionidae. The record is from the annotation of a GenBank genome assembly.
UUAUUCUUUGUAAUCUCUGUGUUUAGGAUAUUUGUUGUGUUGUACAUUUUUUAAGAAAAAAAUUCUGAUAUAAUGGCCAAUAGAGCUCUGCCCCAAAGUAAAGAGGCUCUCUUAAAGUCUUACAGGACCAGACUUAAGGAUGAUGUCAAGAGUAUGCUUGAAAAUUUUGAAGAAAUUAUCAAACUUGCUAAAGGCGAACAUGAUACUCAACUAUCAAGACUCACCCAAUGCGAACAGGAUACCUACGAGAUGCAUGUGAGAUCUGCUAAUAUAGUCCGUGCUGGCGAGUCAUUAAUGAAGUUAGUCUCAGAUAUAAAGCAGUAUUUGAUUUUGAAUGAUUUCCCUUCAGUUAAUGAGGCCAUAACACAGAAUUCCAAAUUAUUCAGAACAAAACAGUCUGAAUGUGAUCAAAAACUAAUGUCCCUUAGAGAUGAUAUGGCAGCAGAUUUGUACGAUUUAGAGGAAGAAUAUUAUAGUAGCAUAAAUAAGUAACUUUGUAUUAAAUAUAUGUAUAUGUAUGUGAUUGGAUAAUUUAAAAUUAAGGUUAAAAUAGGUGUGUAUUAAUUAAAUAAACUAUGAUUUAAUAAGCAUUUUUUUGUAACAAUUUUAC